Messenger RNA from Aspergillus ibericus CBS 121593, 723 nucleotides. Its product is annotated as MARVEL domain-containing protein. The transcript is spliced from 2 exons. The coding region runs from base 160 to 723 and encodes 187 amino acids. Lineage: Eukaryota; Fungi; Ascomycota; Eurotiomycetes; Eurotiales; Aspergillaceae. Gene Ontology annotation, cellular component: membrane. The record is from RefSeq and is a predicted model, not a curated record.
UGGUCGUAAAGGAUGUAGUGCUGAUUGCAGAGCACGUAGUGCUGGGCCCUAUAAAAUCCAGGCCUCCCUGCUCUACGCUGCGUGUUCCUCUCUUCAUCAGUCAUCUCUCACUGGACCUGCCCAUCACCUCCCAGACUCCAUUACCAGAUCCUACACAUCAUGACCAUCAACAUGGCCGAGAACAAGCCUCUCAACUACAUCGUGCGAGGGCUCCAGCUAGUCUUUGCCCUCAUCAUCAUAGGAACAGACGGCUACGCUAUUCACGUAUAUCAUGGCCACAAUGACUACGUCGACUCACCCGUCUUCGGCGGCGAAGCCACCCUUUACGCCGGCGUCCCUGCUGCAUGGGGCUUCCUGCUAUUCUGUGCCGGCUGGACAGUCCUGACUGUUAUCUUCCACUCUGUCAAGCCCAGCUUCGCUAGCCGCCCGAUGAUCAGCUAUAUCGGUAUUGCUACAGAGACCGUAGCUGUCCUAUCAUGGCUCGCCGGUUUCAUUGCCGUGGCUAUCAACGUUUUGACAACCGAUGCCUGCUCGUCGGGACAGAAUUCGUGCGCGGAGCUCAAGGCGGCAACGGCCUUUGGUGCGUUCGAAUGGCUGCUGUUUAUAGCUACUGCAUCUAUGACUGUUACGGCCUUCUUCAAGAACCGGAAACGGGUCAGCCCUUCACGGAUCUCAGAACCAGCAGAUGAGCCACGGAGUGAGUUAGGGGGAGAGAAGGAGUGA